AUGGCGGAAAGCGCCGUGGGACCAAAACUCGAGAUUGUCACCGCGCUCGCAGCGCUCCUAGGGCAGUUGCGAGAUUACAAAUUCGACCGCGUCGGCAACCUCUACUUCAAGGGUCGUGAAAGACGUCCAGAUCCUGAAAAGCAGUCUAAAGCUGCCUCACUAGCCCAUAGUCUUUCGAAGGGCCAUUCAGAACUUCACGUGAGUGGAUGGCAGUGGCUUCAAAUGAGCUGGGUCAAGACUGGUCCCAUGUUUAAGGCAUCGACGAAUCACGCAGAUUUCGACGAUGACGACUGGGGCAGUGACUGCGAUGGAGAAGAUCCAGACAUGGAAAAGUUAUCUAGCGACUAUCAAGACGUGCUACCUUGGGUCUUCCCAGCUGCCAAAAACGUUUCUCCCUACGUUCUGUAUCAUCACAAUAUGAGCCUCGCAAAGAUCUCAGUUAAUCCCCACACUUACGAAAUUACAGGUAUCAUAAAUUGGGAGACGAUUCAAGUAGUACCGGAACGGAAGAGUUCCAGGUUCCCGGAAUUCCUCACAGAUCAGAAAGAUUUCGAGGAGAUCGACGAUGAUGAGCCCAGAGUUCUUACGCCGGCCGAGUAUGAUGAGGACGGUGAUGACUACAACGCUACGGUGGUGGAACGUAAGGAUCGAUGGGACAACGGGAUCUUGAGGCAACAUUACGACGUUGCCUUCAAGCUUGGUUGCCUUACGUCGUACGAGGAGUGA
Messenger RNA from Letharia lupina, 726 nucleotides. RefSeq lists its product as uncharacterized. The coding region runs from base 1 to 726 and encodes 241 amino acids. The record is from RefSeq and is a predicted model, not a curated record. The transcript has 2 exons. Lineage: Eukaryota; Fungi; Ascomycota; Lecanoromycetes; Lecanorales; Parmeliaceae.